Girardinichthys multiradiatus is the source of this 1267-nucleotide messenger RNA. RefSeq names its product myeloid-associated differentiation marker homolog. The coding region runs from base 165 to 1019 and encodes 284 amino acids. The record is from RefSeq and is a predicted model, not a curated record. Gene Ontology annotation, cellular component: membrane. The transcript has a single exon. Lineage: Eukaryota; Metazoa; Chordata; Actinopteri; Cyprinodontiformes; Goodeidae.
GAAAGAUAACACCUAUUGGAAGGUUUGUUUUUACGGAUUUCUUCAACAAGAUGAGGAUGCAAAAUCUGGGCCUUGCUGAACAGCUCUACACAGGGAGAGCAGUAAACUGACUGAAAUAAAACUGUCUUUUUUGUUUGGUUGGACAGAUACAUCCUGGAGCAGCCAUGGUCUAUGUUAACUUGAAAUCCAUCACCGAGCCUGUGGGGAUCAUACGAAUAAUGGCAGUCAUCAUCACUUGUAUGUGUUUCAGCCUGAUGGCAUCAGUGAAACCUGACUCUUCGCCAUACUGGGGGUGGUGUAUGUUCACCUGGAUCUUCUGCUGCUUUUUCACCCUUCUCAUUCUCAUCCUGGAGUUCACCACUGUCAGCACCAAAGUGCCUUUUGCCUGGGAAGACUUCACUGCUGCCUUUGCUAUUCUAUCAAGUGUCCUGUGCCUGUGUGCCUCCAUCAUGUACCCGACCUUUUUCAGCUGCAGCACAUGUUACCGUCAGAUUGGAGCUUCCGUGGUAUCCUGGAUUUGUUUUGCACUGUAUUUUGCCGAGGUGGUUCUAACGCGCCUUCGCCCAAGUGGGCAGAACAGCGGAUUUCUCUCCACGCUGCCGGGCAUAAUGAAGAUGCUGGAGAGUUUAUUUGCCUGUCUCAUCUUCCUGUCAUUGGAAAGUGGCCAAUACUCAGGUUCCCCAGCACUGAACUGGUGUGUAGCUGUGUACUCCCUGUGUUUCAUUUUCACCAUCGCCAUAAUCCUGGUCACUGUUGGAAAUCUUACGAUUUAUUUUCCAUUCUCUUUUGACACAGUUGUGAUUGUUUAUAAUGUUUUGGCAGCGGUGAUGUAUAUAACAGCCAUGGUUGUGUGGCCACUGAGUUCUUUUCACAACAAUAAGAGACCAGUGGGCUGUGGCAACCUCUGUGCCUGGGAUAAAUUGGUUCUAAUCACCGUCAUGACAGUCUUUAACUCUAUUGUUUACACACUGGACUCUAUCUACUCCAUACUUCUGGUCUUUUUUCUCAGCAGUGAGUGAGUUGCUGCCUAUCAGGACUAUUACAACCGUUAAGAACCUAAAUGAUUUUGAAUAGUCUUUUCUGUACCAAAAUUCUGCCAAUAAACUUUACUAGACUCUGCUGAUACUUAUCAAAAUUGCAUAUGUAAUGGAAAGGUUGACCCUAUUGUGUAUACAUUGUGUAAUACAGCCAGAAAAAAAAAACAGUUGGUUAAACAUUAGAGCUGUGAUAUCAUUGUGAUAAAAAUGACAAAUAGAUGAGUAGAACU